Trichobilharzia szidati is the source of this 1330-nucleotide messenger RNA. NCBI's taxonomy places the organism in Eukaryota, Metazoa, Platyhelminthes, Trematoda, Strigeidida, Schistosomatidae. The record is from the annotation of a GenBank genome assembly.
ACUACUUCAAUGCCGUUCACUUAUCGAACUUAUAAACACAUAUAGCGGUUAUUCAAAAGCAUAGCUUAUUGUCGUAAAGAAAAUGAAGAAGUCAGGUCAGAAAAGUCGUCUGUCAAGAUUCAAGAGAGCUUUGUAUAAUCCAGAGAAACAUGAAUUCUUAGGAAGAACUUGCAGAGAAUGGGUCCUGGUCUUCAUAUUUUACGCAGUCGCUUAUACAUUUCUAGCAGCGUUUUUCGUCGGGAUGUUAUCCGUUUUUCUUUAUGGGUGUCUGAAUAACAACGUUCCAUCGUUAACAGGGGAACAAAGCAUUCUCCGAGGUCGACCAGGAAUUGAGCUGGCGAUUAGACCGAGACCCUAUAGCACUUUUAUUCAAGUUGCGGGAACCUCAUCUCCGAUCAAUAAAGAAUAUGUCAGCAAAUUUGAUCAGUUAGUCAAAAAAUAUACAAAAACUAGUGCGAACGAGAACUGUAAUUCUCCGGGAGAGCAUCCAAAAGAUCCUAAUAUCCCAUGCAGUUUCAAUAUUAGUGUUUUAGGAGAGUGUAGUAGCCUUGAAACAGCUUUGAACCAAGGGAAGCUAUGCCUGUAUAUUAAAAUGAAUCGAAUAUAUGGCUGGUUACCUGAUAUCAAAGAUUCGGCAGUCAUUCCCUCACCUGCUAUUGAAUGUGGAGGCGCAAAUGAGUUUGACAGAGAAGCACUUGGGCCAGUCAAAUACUUUCCAGAAUAUUCAGGACCAGAUGGUAAAAAAUAUGGUUUAAUAUCGAACAAUUACUUUCCAUACCUGAAAUUGGAUAAUUAUCAAGCCCCGUUAGUUGCUGUCCAAUUUCCCAAUAUAACAAGGAAUACUGUUGUUAUAGUUGAAUGCCAUUUAGUUGGUUUAAAGAAUUCUGAUGGAGGUACAAAUUUUGAAGUAUGUGUAGAUGACAAAUAGAUAAUACUACUUGUUUUGUUUUGCUUUUUUUUUUUUUAAAAUCCUAAUUUCCACAAUUGUUUUGUUUGUGUUAUAUUAUGGAAAAAACAAAUAAGUAAAUAAAAUAGCACAACAAUUCCGACAAAUGUUGAAAAUAAAGUGUGUAGUGUCUAUUGAGUCUGGUAUUCAAUAGUUACAAUAGUUACAAUAACUUUUUAGUAUUUCACCUUAUUACUACUACUUUGUUGUAAUUUACUUACCAGUUAAAUAAAUAAUCAAUCAUCUAUAUAUUUAUUAGUCAAUGAUGUAAUAAAUUUUGACCAGAGGCUUUUUUCUUACUUAUUUUCGAAUUUCACUGGUGCUAUCUGAUACUGCUUCCACUGUUACUUCUACUACUACAAAUUCUAGUAUUUCUCUUAAUGA